AUGUCCCCGAGCCAGCCGGCCUCCUCCUCCACCGUGCCCUCCGGCCUCUCCGGCCACGUGGACGCGAGCAGGGCGGCGACCAGUCUGUCACCAGACAGCCCCUUGAGCGCCCAUCUCCGCGGUCGGGGUCCGCCCGUCCCCCGUUGGCGGGGGGCGGAGCCCGAGGGCGGAGACACCACCAUAGACACGUAUCUAUGGUCCGACAGCGUCUCCACCCCGACAACACCCUCCACCCCGACACCCGACGCGCGAGGGCCGGAGAUGCCCAGGUCAGAUCGACCACGGACUCCCCCGCCCACCGCACGCAGGUGCUGUCCGAGCCCACGUUCAACAAAUGCAGGCCCAGACCCGCCGCCCAGUCCGCCAGCACCGCGCCCUUCGCGUCCGGCCGCCGGGAACCCCAGAGCGCGGACUUCGCAUUGA
Messenger RNA from Ooceraea biroi (clonal raider ant), 423 nucleotides. RefSeq names its product vegetative cell wall protein gp1-like. NCBI's taxonomy places the organism in Eukaryota, Metazoa, Arthropoda, Insecta, Hymenoptera, Formicidae. The record is from RefSeq and is a predicted model, not a curated record.